This is a messenger RNA of Anoplophora glabripennis (Asian longhorned beetle), 1969 nucleotides long. Its product is annotated as potential E3 ubiquitin-protein ligase ariadne-1. Bases 149 to 1648 code for a protein of 499 amino acids. The record is from RefSeq and is a predicted model, not a curated record. Gene Ontology annotation, biological process: protein polyubiquitination; ubiquitin-dependent protein catabolic process; positive regulation of proteasomal ubiquitin-dependent protein catabolic process. The transcript is spliced from 2 exons. NCBI's taxonomy places the organism in Eukaryota, Metazoa, Arthropoda, Insecta, Coleoptera, Cerambycidae. Gene Ontology annotation, cellular component: cytoplasm; ubiquitin ligase complex; nucleus. Gene Ontology annotation, molecular function: ubiquitin protein ligase activity; ubiquitin conjugating enzyme binding; zinc ion binding.
UUUGCAAACAUGUGAGAUGUGAGUGGUGGAAAUGAAAACAAAACAAUUUGGCGUUUAAUAUAAUUUGUCUAAAUCAGACAGUGUCAUAGUUCUGAAAUAUCUCGCUUACUUGCAGGGCAACAUUUAAAUGUUGGAUUGAUAUAAGACAAUGAACGUCGACGAUGAUACCCUUUACGACGAUUCUGGUAACGAGACUAGCGGCGACGAUGUUGAUUUCGCCAUAGAAGUGGACAAUAGCCACAGAGAACUCCAGUGUUACGAUGAAGAAUAUCAAUAUGAAGUACUAUCUACCGAUGAUAUAGUUCAGCACAUGAUCGACUGUAUUAAAGAAGUUAAUACGGUCGUUCAAAUACCCUCUACUACAACUAGGAUAUUGCUAAACUAUUUCAACUGGGACAAGGAGAAAUUAAUGGAGAAAUUUUUCGAUGGAAACCAAGAUGAGUUAUUCCGAGAAGCACACGUUAUUAACCCCUUUAAGAAAGUUAAUGUAGUUAAGCCAAAGUUAUCUCUGAAAGUGUUGGGUACCGAAGAGUGCGACAUUUGCUUCAUGGUUUUCCCACCGGCACAAAUGACUGGCUUGGAAUGCGGUCAUAGGUUUUGCUAUCAGUGCUGGAAUGAAUACCUGACGACGAAGGUUAUGGAAGAGGGGGUCGGGCAGACAAUAGCAUGUGCUGCCCACAAUUGUCCCAUCCUCGUGGACGAUCAGACUGCUAUGCGUUUGUUAAAAGAUCCCAGGGUCAAGCUAAAAUAUCAACACCUCAUCACCAAUAGUUUUGUUGAGUGCAACCGGCUGCUGAGGUGGUGCCCUAGUCCGGACUGUAGUUACGCUAUAAAAGUUUCCUACGUGGAACCCAAACCGGUAGCGUGCCGUUGCAGCCAUGUAUUCUGUUUUGCCUGCGGCGAGAAUUGGCAUGAUCCCGUCAAGUGCGCCCUCCUUAAGAAAUGGCAGAAAAAGUGCGACGACGACUCGGAAACGUCGAACUGGAUAGCAGCCAAUACGAAAGAGUGUCCCAAAUGCAAUGCCACCAUAGAGAAGGACGGCGGAUGUAAUCACAUGGUUUGCAAGAACCAGAACUGCAAGGCUGACUUCUGCUGGGUCUGUUUGGGUCCAUGGGAGCCACACGGCAGUUCGUGGUACAACUGUAACAGAUACGACGAGGACGAAGCCAAAGCGGCGAGGGACGCCCAGGAAAAAUCGAGGGCGGCCCUGCAACGAUACCUUUUCUACUGUAACCGCUACAUGAACCACAUGCAGUCCUUGAAAUUCGAACACAAGCUGUAUGCGUCUGUCAAGGAUAAAAUGGAGGAAAUGCAGCAGCACAAUAUGAGCUGGAUCGAAGUACAGUUUUUGAAGAAGGCAGUGGACAUAUUGUGCCAGUGCCGCCAAACGCUGAUGUACACGUAUGUGUUUGCGUAUUAUUUAAAAAAAAAUAACCAGUCUGUGAUAUUCGAAGAUAACCAAAAGGAUUUGGAGAGGGCGACGGAACUCCUGAGCGAAUACCUGGAGCGGGACAUCACCCAGGAGAACCUCAUAGAUAUUAAACAAAAGGUGCAGGACAAAUACCGUUACUGUGACGGGAGGAGGAUGGCAUUGUUAGAUCACGUACACGAGGGGUACGAGAAGGACUGGUGGGUGUACAGUGAAUGAAAGAGGUUUUAAAUGUGGCCGCAACUCGCGGUUUUUAUUAGGAUACUUGAUUCAUUCCUGUACGGUACUAAAUAAAAAUGUAAAAUUUUAUUUAUUGCAAAAUGAAUAUAUUUCUUAUAUCUGUUAGAAUUCUUUGUGUAUUUUAAAAAUAUAUUUAAGAGGAUAUAUAUACAAUCUUUAUAUGUAGACCCUACUUUAAUUCAAGAGGGUCGACUAUUGUUUGUGUUUCAUAAGUUUAUGAAUUGUUGACUUUUUGUGGGAAAUUUAGCACGGAUUUAUACAGGGUGGAAGAUUUGAUGUAAUAAAAGCAGUUUGGUUUUC